Molecule: messenger RNA, 945 nt
Organism: Caenorhabditis briggsae
Lineage: Eukaryota; Metazoa; Nematoda; Chromadorea; Rhabditida; Rhabditidae
Exons: 5
Coding region: 1-945 (314 amino acids)
Biological process (GO): mitotic sister chromatid cohesion
Cellular component (GO): chromatin; nucleus
Molecular function (GO): protein-lysine-acetyltransferase activity
Source: RefSeq, a predicted model, not a curated record
AUGGUUAGAGAAAAGGAAAAGCCUAGAAAGAUCACAAUCGCUGACUAUUUCCAAAAGUCGCCAAAGCCGCAGCCAGAAAAUGUCGAAGAAGAGGAAAAUCAAAAACAAAGCACAUCGAACGACUUUGCGGACGUGCAAAACCUGAAAUGUCCAAAGAGGAAAGUGAUCAUAGACGAUAAGGAUGAACCAGAGAAAAAAACACCUCGAAAACGCGGAGAUGCGAUUAAAAAACAGGCAAAAGGACAGCGAGUGUUGGAUGCUGGGCAGAAGAAAAUUGGAAAUAUCACCUGUGAUAUUUGCAAUAUGGUGUACUGUGUCGAUGAUGCUGCCGACGUCGCAAUGCAUGAUAAAUACCACGAAGCGAUGCGAUUCCUAUUCGAGAUUCCACGGGAAUUCUCCUUCCAAAUACUUCAAUUUCCCCAUCGAGAUAUGAACGAAGUGCUCCGAGUGUAUUAUCUGGAACGAGAGAAGGCUGAAGAACCAUUUAAGAAACUGAUGAAUAAGCACAUCAAAAAUGUCAACAACCUUCUAGGUUAUGUGGGCAAGGAUGCUGAUGAUGAUAUAUGGGAGGGCGACAAGCGAAUUUUCAUUGCUCUAGCCAGAAAUGAUAGGAGAAUGAGGAUCGGAGGAAUUCUAAUUGUUGAAAAGAUUGCGAAUGCGUGGACAAAUCAGUCACAAAGAGAAGUUGGAGCCGGCUAUGAUAGAACUGAUUGGAUCGUUGGAGUUGAUCGUAUAUAUGUGGACCCAUUCUGUCGUAGAAAUAAGAUCGCGUCUCAUCUGCUCGAUGCCGCCACAACUCAGACUCAAGAAAUGCAAUUCCGAGAUCGUCGUUUGCGAAUGGCUAUGUCGGAUCCAUCCGAUGAUGCUAUUAAGCUGGCGAAGGCAUUCCUGGAGACCAGAUACAUGGAGGAGGAUCAGUUUGAUGGCGAAAUUUUAAUUUAUUGA